CAAGUGUCAAUACAUCUCGAAACACACCCGGUGACCCCUGUGUAUGGGGUUACCCCUCGACCUCGUGCUCUGGGUGCUGGGUGUCAGGUGUUUCAAUGGAUUUGGAUCGUUCACCAGGUGCCAAUCAGCCACGAAGAAGAAGAUUUAGAUCGUUGGCUCAUUCUGGACCUGGACGAACGUAAACGGGAACGCUCUGUUGACGGCUAUGGCGAGAUAUUCCAGCGACUCGGACUCGGAUCACAGCAGCAGGUACCGAAGGAAGCGAAAUCGAAAGUCGAGGUCUAGCAGCUCGGACAGCAGCGAGUCCUCGCCGCAUCGAAGGAGAUCGUCGAAGCACUCUAAAACGAAGCGCAAACACCGUUCACACUCGAGAAGUAGAGGAAGAGAUCGGAAUUCAAAGAGCUACAAAGGUUCCAGGAGCAGUCAUUCGCGAGAUCGAGACAGGAGACGUUACCGUUCCAGGACGGGCAGGUCGCACUCUUCGGAUCGUACGAGAAGAAAAGCUAGGUCCACGUCCAGAGAUAAGUCGCGAAGCCCCUCCAGCAGCUCGCAGUCGAAUCAGCCGAAAGUUAACGUAGAGAAGAACCAAAUUCUAGCGGUAAAAGACGAGUUUCCCAUUGAGCCACGUUUCAAAGACAGCGUAAUCGAGGAAAUAAACGCCGAGGGUUUCACACCCAAGCAGUUCACUUCGUCCGCUAGCAAAGAGAGUAAAUUUAAAAAUAUCGUUAUAGACAUUAGCUCGGAUACCAUACAGAUUCCACCGGUGUCUAACGUCUCCAGCGGCCCAGAAAGCAUAUUUCACACAUCGAUUAUGAUGGAUCAAGAAGCAAGGUUCGAUAAAUGGGUGAAGAAACUCUACACUCUUAGACAGAAAGCCAUAGCUGACUUGGUACAUACAAAUAAUAUUUGACCUAUGACUAUACGUUAGUAUUUUUUUUAUACUAAUGCAUAAUUGUAUAUGAAAACAA
Temnothorax curvispinosus is the source of this 968-nucleotide messenger RNA. Its product is annotated as micronuclear linker histone polyprotein-like. Bases 206 to 910 code for a protein of 234 amino acids. The record is from RefSeq and is a predicted model, not a curated record. NCBI's taxonomy places the organism in Eukaryota, Metazoa, Arthropoda, Insecta, Hymenoptera, Formicidae. The transcript is spliced from 4 exons.